Diuraphis noxia (Russian wheat aphid) is the source of this 666-nucleotide messenger RNA. RefSeq lists its product as uncharacterized. The record is from RefSeq and is a predicted model, not a curated record. NCBI's taxonomy places the organism in Eukaryota, Metazoa, Arthropoda, Insecta, Hemiptera, Aphididae.
UAUAUUAUAUUAUUUAUUUUAUAUUUUGUUCCAUGAAAAAUCUUAUUAUUUUUUCAUUUUUGUAUUUAUAGUAUUAGUAAACACCUCCGUUUUAGAUAGUAAACAUGUUCUGUGUUUUUUUGAUUCCUACUAAAAUUAAUACUAAAUAAUAAAUUCAAAUAACAGAUAUAACUAAUAUUAAUAGGCUUACACAAUUCCCAUCAACAUUUGUGAGUACUGAGUUGCGACUGGCGRUUGUUAAGAAUGUCUUAUCAAAUGAAAUACAAAAAAUCUUGGAUGAUCAAUUGUUUUAUAAAUUUAAGUUCAAAUACUGAACAUACUACCUCCUUACCAAUGAGAGUAGAUUUUCUGAACCACUCACUGAAUAUCUUAGCAGAUGAAGUAAAUGAAUUUAUUUACCUCACACCUGAAACAUAUGUCUUGCAAUCAACUCUUCAUCUAGGAAUUUUAUCUUUUGAUUCUUGUCAUCACGGAAAGUGGGUUCUGAGCUUUAAUGAUGAACCAUCAGCAAUGAAUUUCAUCGAAACGUUGAGGGAAAACGAUAUUAAAGUGACGGACAUUGAAAAAUUGUUAUCAGAAAAAGAGUGUUUGGAAGAUGCUAUAAUUAAAACUGUAACUGAUGUAAGUUUCCAAAUUUUGUAGCUAAAGUGGAAUACACCAUGAAAA